Molecule: messenger RNA, 3171 nt
Organism: Aspergillus sclerotioniger CBS 115572
Lineage: Eukaryota; Fungi; Ascomycota; Eurotiomycetes; Eurotiales; Aspergillaceae
Product: putative pyruvate dehydrogenase complex, dihydrolipoamide acetyltransferase component
Exons: 8
Coding region: 137-2698 (853 amino acids)
Biological process (GO): pyruvate decarboxylation to acetyl-CoA
Cellular component (GO): pyruvate dehydrogenase complex
Molecular function (GO): dihydrolipoyllysine-residue acetyltransferase activity
Source: RefSeq, a predicted model, not a curated record
GCUGCAGUAAUCCUCAACCCUCCGAUACGGGCCCUUCACUCCGCCAGACACGCUUCCCGGCACCCCUUCUAUCCCAUUUCUCUUCCUCAUUCCCGCCCCGGGCCUUUCCUUGUAUCACAUUUAGCAUUUGGGCGCCAUGGUUGCCUCUGCUAUCCGGAUGCGUACUCCCAGCGCUAUGUUCCUCUCCAAAGGCGCCCUCUCCCUGAGGAGGCCGCAGACUGUUCACAGAUUCAAGGAUGUUGCUCAAUCUCAAUUGCCUUCCCUUUCCGCCCUUUCCCGUUUUUACGCCUCUAAGUCCUUCCCUCCCCACACCAUCAUCAGCAUGCCGGCUCUGUCGCCGACCAUGAACGCCGGAAACAUUGGUGCCUGGCAAAAGCAGGCCGGUGAUGCCCUGCAGCCCGGUGAUGUUCUGGUCGAAAUUGAGACCGAUAAGGCCCAGAUGGACUUUGAGUUCCAGGAGGAGGGUGUUCUGGCCAAGGUUCUCAAGGAGACUGGCGAGAAGGAUGUCUCUGUCGGCUCCCCUAUCGCCGUCUUGGUCGAAGAGGGUGUCGACGUUGCCGCUUUUGAGGCCUUUAGCCUGGCGGAUGCUGGCGGUGAGAAGGCUGCCCCUGCCGCUGAGGAGAAGCAGGAGUCUCAGGGAGCCGCUGAUGCUGCUGCCCCGGCCGCUUCCGAGCCUGCCCCUGCUGCCGUGGAGCCUGAGACUUCGGGUGAGAAGCUCCAGCCCAGUCUGGACCGUGAGCCUCUCAUCAGCCCUAGCGCCAAGGCUUUGGCUUUGGAGAAGGGUGUCCCGAUCAAGGGUCUGAAGGGUACCGGGCGUGGUGGCCAGAUCACCAAGGAGGACGUCGAGAAGUACAAGCCCGCUGCUACUGCCGCGGCCGCUGCCCCGACCUACGAGGACAUCCCUCUUACUUCCAUGCGCAAGACCAUUGCUAGCCGCCUUCAGCAGUCCACCCGGGAGAACCCCCACUUCUACGUCUCCACCACCUUGUCGGUUACCAAGCUUCUCAAGCUUCGCCAGGCUCUCAACGCUUCCUCCGAGGGCAAGUACAAGCUUUCCGUCAACGACUUCCUCGUCAAGGCCUGCGCCGCGGCCCUCAAGAAGGUCCCUGCCGUCAACUCCAGCUGGCAUGAGGAGAACGGUCAGACUGUGAUCCGUCAGCACAACACUGUCGACAUCAGCGUCGCCGUCUCCACCCCCAACGGCCUCAUCACCCCCAUUGUCAAGGGCGUUGAGGGCCGUGGUCUGUCUAGCAUCUCUAACCAGAUCAAGGACCUGGGCAAGCGUGCUCGCGACAACAAGCUCAAGCCCGAGGAGUACCAGGGUGGCACUUUCACCAUCAGCAACAUGGGCAUGAACCCUGCUGUUGAACGCUUCGCUGCCGUCAUCAACCCCCCUCAGGCCGGUAUCCUGGCUGUUGGCACCAUCCGCAAGGUUGCCGUCCCCGUUGAGACCGAGGAGGGUACCGCCGUCGAGUGGGAUGACCAGAUCAUCGUUACUGGCAGCUUCGACCACCGUGUCGUUGAUGGUAUUGUCGGUGCCGAAUGGAUCAAGGAGCUGAAGAAGGUUGUUGACAGCCCCCUGGAGCUUCUUCUCCGUGCCCCCGACGUUGGCGGAGUGUACCGAGAUGAGUCCGAAAGCACCGCUUCCCUCGUCGACGUUGAUUCGCCGCAUGUCCAGGCCGUAUAUUCCGAGUUCCUGCAGCAGGACGUGCAGACCACCACACAGGCCGAGCGGAUAGAGCGAGAAGAAAAGGAGCAUGAGUCCUACGAAGAACGGAAGGCGAAGGCCAAGGCCAAGGCUAAAGCCAAGGCGAAGUCUGGAUCAGUGCGCCGCAACGCGCAGAACCCUGUUUACCUUGGAAAUGCUCUGAUCCUGGGCCUGGCUGGCGCGGGCUUGGGAUAUGGGGCAUACAGAAAGCAUGCUGCUGGGCAGCUUUCAUGGGAACUGGUCGGAUGGUUCUCUGGCGCCGUUGGUGCCUUUGGUGCCGUCGACUACUUCGUUAGCAAAGUAAUAUCUCCGGACACGUCGCUGCUUCCUGACACCAACUACCAACUAUCGCUCAAGGAUAGUCAAAUCGCCGCUUCGCUAGCAUCACUAUCGCGAACCGUCGACGACUAUUCUGCAUUGUCCAAGAAGGAAUUGAUUCCAGAGAAACAAGAGAAAGCGUUUGAGCGCGUGAAGAAUUUCCGGACAGAGCUUGCAGAUUACCGGCAACAUUUUGACCGACUACGGAAAGAAAGAGAGGAUGCUCAAUCUGUCACCAACCGCAAUGAGCUCCUCGGUCGACGCCCGCAUCACACAGCAACUCCCGAGAACCCAUACGCCCAAUCGUCGCUCCCGCAGUCAUCUGCUUUUGGCAAUCCUUCGUCACGAUCGGGACUCAGCUUUGGAGCUUUGCCGGCUGACUACACACGGGAAACGCAUGCGCUUCGCGAGCAGAGCUUCCUAGCGAGCACCAACACCCAGCUGGAUGAGUUUCUUGAUCGGGGGCGUGCCGUACUUGCGGAUUUGGGCCAGCAGCGGGAGGUGCUCAAAGGCACGCAGCGUCGACUCUACAGCGUUGCGAACACGCUAGGUGUGAGUGGGGAGACAAUUCGCAAGGUUGAGCGUCGGGCCAAGCAGGACAAAUGGAUUUUUUUGGGAGGAGUGAUAGUGUUCUUCCUGUUCUGCUGGGCGGUGUUGCAUUACCUGCGAUGAGGCAGGUGUAUACUUUUGUUUCUAGGCCUAUUGUGUUUGGUGCUUGGGUUGUCUUACAAGCGCAGGCGUUCGGAGCGCAUUGACAGGGAUCUUAUUGCUCACUAAGUAUGUAGAUAUGUAUGGGUUGUGGUGGUAGCUAGAUAUUAUUUAGUUGCUGCAGCUGGAGUGGUUAGCUUCCCUUUUCCCGUGCGCAACGGGGUUUUCCUUGGAAGUGUGGAGUAGUGCGGCGUCGUAGCCUCGUAGAGACACCGCAGUAUGGCUGGUGACCGGGAAGACCGUUGGGAACGUGGCUGUCGGUUAAAUGGAGACGGGGACUGGGCCGGGAUGAGUAACAAGGAGGCAGGCAAUUGUUGUCUGGAGGCAGCUCGAGACCUCCACGGGGGGAGAGAGUAAGUACUAGAUAGUAAAUGAUCGGAGGACAAUUGACGGGCAGCAUCAUGCAUGCCAACCGGUCGGUAGGACGGAACCGGAGC